AUGAAUUCAAAUAAUCGUUUUUGGUGUACAGCUUAUGGACAACAUGAUGGUGGCAUUAGCGUUUUAUAUACAUUAGGGAAGAAAAUCAUGAUGAAAAUUGUAAGUUGGCGUAGUUUGUCAUUGCAAGCUUUGAGAAGUUUGUUGAGUUUGAUAAAAUUGCAGUGUAAGCCGCCAGUUUUGUCGAUUACAGUCUAUCACAUUGACUAUUGUAGGCUAACUGCUGAACUUUUGCACUAUUUAGUUAGUGCAAUAUCGGGUUCUUUGACAGCUAGUUAUUUGAGUCAGAAAUUUGGAAGACGCAUUGUCUUAUUGAUCUCGUUGUUACAAUAUUUCAUUGGAGCAGUUACAAUGGGAGCAGCUGAAAAUAUAUGGAUGUUACUUGUUAGACGGUUUAUUGUUGUCUUGGCAAUCAGUAAGCUGUAUCUAUAUUCUGAAAUAUUUAUAAAAAGUGGAGAAAAACAUUGGUUAGAUAAAUGCAUAGAUUUUACAAAUUUCAAGAUACAAUGUCAGUUAAUACAUAUAGUAAACCACCAAGUAGAAAAACUUAUGGCCUGCAGUGAUGGAGUUUUAGGCUUUUACGUCAACCAUGUUGAAUUGGAUAGAACAAUUUUUCAGAUGACUGUCACUAUGUUACCUGGCACCAGGUGGUCUAGCUGUAAUACAAAGGGUAUAUUUGUGCGUGUAAUCAAGACACAGACAACAAGACGUGUGUUACUGGUUGGAUGUGGAUUACAAGCUUUUCAACAGCUCUUUGCCAUCAACACUGUCGUGUAUUACAGUGCUACUAUUAUUGAAAUGGCUGGUGACGAUUCACCUACAUCAACAUUUCAAGCUCCUAUUAUAUACACACAAGGCUGCGCCUCGUAUAAGCAAUGUUUUUCUUGUGUUCAGGAUAAAUCAUAUGAGAAAGUUUGUCCAACUUCGUAUGCUUGGUUGGCUGAAAUUGCGAUGAUGUUUCACCUAUUUAUGCAUGCAUCUGGUGUUGGCCCUAUGCCUUGGGCAAUCAAUGCAGAAAUUUAUCCACUAUGGGCAAGAAGUUUUGAAACAUCAGCUUCAACUGCUACCAACUGGUUUUGCAAUUUACUUGUUUCAUUGACAUUUUUAUAUAUAAUGGAUUGGUUGACUCGCCCGGGUGCAUUUUUCUUGUAUGCGGGUCUAUCGUUAAUAGGUUUCAUAUUCCUGGUCGUGCUCUUACCUGAAACAAAAGGGAAGAAGCUAGAGAAUGUUGAAGAAUUAUUCAGUGAAGGUAUACCUUUAAAAAGGUUUUAAUAUCAAAAGCAGUGAUUUCCAAACAGUGAUUUCCCUAAAUUUAAGUUUAAGGUUUAAAAAAUAGCCAAUAUGAAUUUCGUUGUUUUGUGAAAGUUUUUGAACUUCAUUUUUUAUGUAUGUUUUCAUAUUUUAUUUUUAAUAAACUUAAUAUUAUCCUUUGUUUGUGUUGGGUUUUUGCAUUAUUUUUCUAAUUUAUAUAAUUUAAGGCUGCAUGAUUAUGUUAAUUACUGACAACUAACUGUAAGUAGAAAUAUCCACUUUAAAUGACAGUCUUUCUAAUUUACUUUAUUUCACUGUGGCCAAGAAUUAUGGAUGUUUAUCGACAAUUGCUUGCCUGCUGUGUUAAGACAGUGAUAUUUAAAAUAAAAUAAAUUAUUCUGUUUGCGUGUAAUCACCAAUCUUCUACCCUGCCCCCUUUUUUAUAUAACUUAAUUACAUAAAUAAUUUUUCUUUCACUGACAUUGUGCCAACUGUAGAAUUUCUCACAGACGUCCUGACUAUGACGAUUCAUAGCGAAUCUGAUUAAGACAUGUUGCUGAAGGAUGAAAUGCCUACAAUUAUUAAAUAAUAUUUGUAAACAGAAAUUUUUUAAGAACAUGUAGAAUGCUCUUUUAUCCGAAAUUUUGCAUUUUUUUAUGCGAAUUAAACAGAAAAUUAUGUUACAUAACUUUUACUUGGCAGUCAGAAACUUUAAACAGAACGUUAAAAAUUCACUCUAGAAUUUAAGUAAUUGAUAAGUAAAUAGACAAAUAGUG
This is a messenger RNA of Hydractinia symbiolongicarpus, 2024 nucleotides long. RefSeq lists its product as uncharacterized. Gene Ontology annotation, molecular function: myo-inositol:proton symporter activity. The record is from RefSeq and is a predicted model, not a curated record. Gene Ontology annotation, cellular component: membrane. Gene Ontology annotation, biological process: transmembrane transport. The coding region runs from base 1 to 1269 and encodes 422 amino acids. The transcript is spliced from 11 exons. NCBI's taxonomy places the organism in Eukaryota, Metazoa, Cnidaria, Hydrozoa, Anthoathecata, Hydractiniidae.